CGCCAGCGUUGGUAGUUUGCGCAGAAUCGCCGGUGACCGGCGUCUUGGUACGCGUCGGUCGCGCGCCGACAGUCGUGAAUCGCGCGGCGCCGGUGUCGGUUCGCCGUUUUCGUAAUUCUCGGUUUCGCAGUUCUUCAUUCCUCCCUCGAAAACCUUGUAAUCGGUAGGCCCGGGACUCCUGCGGCGACCGAGCUAGUGAAGUGAAGAAAAAGAGGACCAGGCCAGCCAGCGAGGAGCCGAGAACACUCGCGGAACGAAAACAGACCAGUUUCCGUGUGCGACCCUUAAAUGGCCCGGGCAUGUUCGCCGGUCCUUCCCGGAUUCUUUCAAUUCAGCCUGGACCAGCCGCCAAUGAUGUAACCGGUCGGGGAGGCUAGCUGGAAGCAGUUGGUUGUUCGGCCUGCGAAAAGAUGCACUCUGCUCGGGAGGGUGUCUUCUGAUGGGGUAUCGGAGCGAUCAGUGAUCAGCAUGGACGAGUCAGCGACGACGUCCUCUAGCAGCGGCUACCCCGGGGCCCAGGACUACCUGCAGGACUAUGGCUGGUGGUACAACGGCACUGGCUCCCAGGACGACGACUUCUCGAAGGGCGCCCCUAAUCAGCUGAACAGCCAGGUCAGGAGGGACCCGCUCUACAUCGUGGUGCCCGUGAUCCUGAUCUACGUGACCAUCUUCGUGACCGGCACCAUCGGGAACAUCAGCACGUGCAUCGUGAUCGCACGCAACAAGUUGAUGCACACGGCGACCAACUACUACCUGUUCAGUCUGGCGGUGUCGGACCUGUUGCUGCUGGUCUCUGGCCUGCCGCCGGAGAUCUACAUGGUCUGGUGCAAGUAUCCGUACAUAUUCGGCGAGGUGUUCUGCAUUUUACGGGGCCUGGCGGGCGAGACGUCCGCGAACGCGUCGGUGUUGACCAUCACCGCGUUCACCGUCGAGAGGUACGUGGCAAUUUGUCACCCUUUCUUCGCGCAGACCAUGUCCAAGCUCUCCAGGGCGGUCAAGCUGAUCCUUGUCAUCUGGCUGGUCGCUCUCUGCUUCGCCCUGCCCAUGGCCCUGCAGUUCGGCGUCGUGCAGCUCGAUCACGACCCUACCAUCGUCAGCUGCACCAUGAAGAAGGUCAUUGUACAGCACUCGUUCGAACUUUCCACGUUCCUGUUCUUCGUCGUGCCCAUGAGCCUUAUCACCGUGCUCUAUGUGCUGAUCGGGCUGAAGCUGAGGAAAUCGAACAUGAUGAAGAGGAGCCACGGCAGUGGAGAGGGUGGCAGCUGCAGGAGCAACCCUGGAAAAUCGUCUAGGAGGGUGCUGAAAAUGCUCGUUGCAGUCGUGAUAGCAUUUUUCAUCUGCUGGGCACCGUUCCACGUACAACGGCUGAUCGCUGUUUAUGGAACAGAACCGGACCACAUAACGUCGAACAGCAAAGGAAUGGCAAAUCUCUAUCUUUUGAUGACCUACACGUCCGGUGUUCUUUAUUAUAUGUCCACGACGAUUAACCCGAUUCUGUACAACAUCAUGUCGAACAAGUUUCGAGCGGCUUUCAUGGAAACGCUGUCGAGGAGUUGUAGGAUCCCAGGCCUAGCGAUUCGUAACGAGCAGAGGUCCUACUCCAGCCUGUCCAGGUCGCAGCAACGGGCUCCGGGCGCUUAUGGUUCGCGAACAGUGGGCACAGCGGGGACAGUGACAGCGAUUCACGAGAGCACCGAGUGUUCCGGAAACUCUGUAAAAGAAGACAGCCCGAAGCAAACCACGUCUCUGAUCGAACGCGGCGCAAUGGACUCGCCAAACGUGGUCGACAACUUCGAGGCGAAGAACAAAAGCCAGGAGAUCGGAACUCUUGAUAGCUUGGUGAAAGGGGACCGAAGGAUCGACAGAUCGAUCAGGUACCAGAAAAACGGCGGGCCCGUGUCAGCCAAAUACACCACGGUGAAAGUCUCGAACGUGGACGGUUCCGAGAAGAAAUGGUGGCGACUGCUAAAGUGGUUUCCCGGCUUGAAGUCGUUGAAGCUGGCCGGAAGAGGCACCUAUGCUGCCCCGGAAAAUCGUAUCAUGGAGAACGCCGGCCUCCGCAAAGAGGAAUUCUCGAUGACCAUGUGGAGCAUGAACGAGGAGAACGAGCAGAGGCCGGUUUGAAGCUCGAGAACAACGAAGCAGUUACCAGUGAACAGCAGAGUGGUCCUUAGCCGUAAAAGGGUCUUACCCCUCCAAAUUAUGGCACUUACUUCUCUUGUUAGAGAAGAUAUAACGUUGGCAAACAUUGGAGGCAAUCGGACAAUGACAAUCACGUCGCAUUUGCAUGAAAUUUUCAACAUUUAAAUGAUUUUAUUAUAUUUUCGAACAUAAUUGUCUUCCCUGUAGUCGGUCUUCGAAGCCUCGGAGUAGGUUCGUUUCAGGUUUUAGAUGCAUACUUUAGAUUUAUUAACUUAUUUACCUUACUAACUACAUGUACUGGAUGUACGUGUGACUAGAUACGUAAGUUACAUUCCUUAAAGUCUUACAGGAAUGUAAAGGUGCGAAGACACGGCCUGAUGUUGUAACAUCAUUUUCUGCAUAUUUUCAAUGAAUCUCGAUCUUCGCGAGUCGUAGAGCUUAGUUACAUUACCAUGCUACGUGAUUUAUACCUCUUCGCUUCCUUGGUUUCACUUACAGUUCGGGUGUGUUGCUCAUGAAUCAUAAGUUAGGAUAUUAAAGCGUGCCGAGUUAUAAUGUUCGGCUCUGAUUCGAUUCGUUGUAAUAAUAAAUUCUCAGUUUUUCGGCGUGAUUUUGAGGCGUCGCACGGUGUAACAACUAUAUGGAUGUUCGCAACAAAAUUCAUAACUUCUAAACUAAUUCAUUUUUCACCUAAGACCCCUAAUAUUGCUUUAAAAAAACACAAUUUUACUAAUAAAAAAUUACGAUGAUCUUAAUUUUAUUAUUAAAUAAAAAGUUGUAUACUUAUUUUUCGAUCGCAAUUUAUUAUUAUAAAAUUACUGAUUAACAUUUCUUUAAAAAACUUUUUUAUCAGUUUAUCGGAAAUUCGUCUUAGUAAUGGUUUCGACUAUUUUCUCCAUUUUGAGCAACUUCGAGCAGCUGAAUUUAACGUGAAUACGAAGUUUAAUAUGCUUCGAAUUAAUGUGCAAAAAAUCUCAGAGGUACUUUUUGGUACAUUUUUUAAAACCCAAGUUAAAGUCGAUAAACAUUUAACACACAAAAUUGGAACAAAUUGUUAAUAUUGUAAAAAAAAUUGUUCUGCAGCUUGGAAGGUCUUAUAAUAUUGAACAUAAUUUAUAAAAAUCAGAUUAAUCGGAUAAACAUUCGACGAGUAGCACGUUUUAAAAAAAGAAUGCACUGAAAAUUGGAGUAAAUUUCAAGCAUCGUUUUUGACAAGAAACUGAAAAAUUCAGUAAAAGUUGUGGGCAGUACUAACUUCAGUUUUUUUUACUUUUGUCAAUGUCAUAUAACACUGUGCGUCGUCCCUAUAAUAGUGUUGAAAGUAUUUUUCCCUUUAAUAAUGGCCUUACAAUUUAUCAUAUCUCCCGCGUUUCAAAUUCAGUUUAUUUUUCUUUGUCAUAUUUUGCAUUGUACAUUGCAUUUAAUGGUGAAUCCUUAAAGACUUUUUAUAUAUUUUUAGAAGUAACACAUAAAGCUCAUCAUUAUACAUCUAAUAAUAAAACACUGUCUUUUAGUCAGAAACCUUCAAUAAUAUUUCUAAAAUAACGAAAUACAAUUA
Molecule: messenger RNA, 3700 nt
Organism: Megalopta genalis
Lineage: Eukaryota; Metazoa; Arthropoda; Insecta; Hymenoptera; Halictidae
Product: pyrokinin-1 receptor
Biological process (GO): neuropeptide signaling pathway
Cellular component (GO): plasma membrane
Molecular function (GO): neuromedin U receptor activity
Source: RefSeq, a predicted model, not a curated record